Molecule: messenger RNA, 772 nt
Organism: Paramecium pentaurelia
Lineage: Eukaryota; Ciliophora; Oligohymenophorea; Peniculida; Parameciidae
Source: the annotation of a GenBank genome assembly
CAUGCAAUCCAAUUCCUUUUCAUACAGUACUUGUCCUUACUAAUUUUAACCAAGUAACAUAAUUAAACCAUUAUACAGAUUUUGCCAUGAAUCCACAAGUGUAUUACUCUAACUACAACCCUUACUAUCCUUAAGUUUCAACCUAUAUGGUAAUCACUUAUUGUUAUCAAUGUUUAGGCGCCUUAACCAUAUCUAUAGAAUGAAUCUUAUCCUCUGAAUUACUUUUAAUAAUAAAACUAAAUCAACUGGAGUACAGAACAAACUUAGAUGAAAUUGCCUUAAAUCACAAUUUCUCCUUACAUUAAAUAGGAAGACAAUUUCAUUAAUUAAAAUGAUAUUCCUUCUCUAAAUCUCUGUGAGAAGAAGAAUGAAGAGGAUAAUUCAGACAAACUCUUGUAGAAAGUAGAGACAGUGAGACAGGUUAAAAAAUCCAAUAGUUAGAUAAUUCAAAACCGUAGAGGUAAUCUUAUAUUCUAAUUUUAGGACAUUGGACAAACGAAGAACAUUAUAAAUAUUUAAAAUUUGUUCGAUAACAUAAAGAAUUAUUCUAAACAAGUGUCUAAAAAAAGCUGAAUAGAGUUUUUAAAAUGAUGUCAAUUGAAAUACCGACUCGUACUGCUUGUUAGUGUCGUUCUCAUUACUCGAAAUUUAACCCAUUAGAUCAUAUUGUAAGAAUCCCUGAACCAUAUUUAGGGUAAAGUAAGAAGAAAAUUAGUCAAUGAUGAACAGGUUUAUGAGCGUAUGUUCAACAAUACUUAACAAAAUGACUGAG